AUGCGUCGAUCACCCAACAUCAUUGUCACGGGGACGCCCGGUGUAGGCAAGACCACUCACUGUGAGAGCCUAGCUGAGCGAACAGGGCUUCGACACGUCUCUGUCAACCGAAUAGUAAAAGAUAAAGACUGUCACGAAGGCUGGAGUGACGAAUACCAGAGUUGGAUUGUGGAUGAAGAUAAGCUUCUGGAUGCAAUCGAAGAGGAUGUAAAAUCUGGUGGUUGUCUUAUCGACUGGCAUGCUUGUGAUUUGUUCCCACGAAGCUGGAUAGACCUUGUUGUGGUGUUGAGAGUGGACUCAUUCACACUUUACGAUAGAUUGACUGCCAGAAACUACUCUGAAGGGAAGCUCCAGGAGAAUUUAGACUCAGAAAUCAUGGACAUUCUACUUCAAGAAGCACGCGAAGCGUUUGAUGAGGAAAUUGUCAUCGAAUUAUCCAGCAAUAAAUCCGACGAGAUGGAGUCUAAUUUAGACAGGAUCGAGAGUUGGGUCAAGCAAUGGAAACUUGACAAUGCAUCAACUCAAGGUGUAUAA
Molecule: messenger RNA, 534 nt
Organism: Ustilaginoidea virens
Lineage: Eukaryota; Fungi; Ascomycota; Sordariomycetes; Hypocreales; Clavicipitaceae
Exons: 3
Coding region: 1-534 (177 amino acids)
Cellular component (GO): nucleus; cytoplasm
Molecular function (GO): ATP hydrolysis activity; AMP kinase activity; ATP binding
Source: RefSeq, a predicted model, not a curated record